GAGAGAUCUCAUGGUCAGCACACAAAUACUGAUGAAAUCACCCAACUUAAUACCACAAAUCAGCCGAAAAUACAUCUAAUAAAGAGCAAAUCACGUGUAGCUAGUUACCUUGCUCGAAAAACUAGUGACCCAGGCAAAAGCGAAAAAAACCUGCCGUUGGCGCCCAACGUGGAUAAUAAAAAUAUCUCCGUCUCUGUAACAAAUAAGUCACUAACCCCUCAUAAAGAGUUUGUCGCAACUCACAAGUUCGUUGCGCCCAACGUGGAUAGCAAAAAUCUAUCCCCAAAAAUCAAAACAAGUCGAACCUCUAACAACCAAUUACACGUCAAUAACAAUACGAUAUUGGAGAAAAACAACACCUCAAAGAAGAAGAAAGCAAAACCGCCUUUAGAAAAAAAACCUAAACAAGAGUUUUCAAAAGAAAACAUAAAACAAAAUGAGUCAACUGAGAAAUGGGUAAAUAAACAAUAUAAUCCAAAGAAAUGUAAGAGAUUUGUAACACAUCUCUUACCAGAGUCAUUCCCUAGACAAGUCAAAAAACUUAGAGAACUUGUUAAAGAAAAUGAAAAUAGAGUCAAACUAAUUGGAGUAACAACCGAUGCUCGAUGGGAUGGGAUAGUAAAAACUACUAUCAUAACCCAAUCUAAUAUAGUACAAAUAUUCUUAAAAUAUUUGGAUUCA
Messenger RNA from Dentiscutata erythropus, 681 nucleotides. Lineage: Eukaryota; Fungi; Glomeromycota; Glomeromycetes; Diversisporales; Gigasporaceae. The record is from the annotation of a GenBank genome assembly.